AGUUGUAAAUAGUUGUGCGAGGAAAUCCAGCAGCUACAUUAGCAGCGAAAGCUGGAUUCAUCCUGCAAUCUACAUUUUUAGCCCAAAUCACAGUCUAUCGCUGAAAAUGACUGACCUGCUGAAGGGAAAUAUUGUGAUUAUUGGCAGUGGCCUCAUUGGUCGCAGCUGGGCCAUGGUGUUUGCGAGCGGAGGCUUUACAGUGACACUUUAUGACAUUGUGAAAGAGCAGGUCGCAGCUGCUUUGGAAGAUAUACGAAAGCAGAUGGAGGAACUAAAGAAAUCCGGAAUGCUCAGAGGAACGCUCAGCGUCGAUGAACAAAUGUCCCUAAUUAGUGGCUGCAGUGACUUAAAAACAGCUUUAGAGGACGCUAUAUACAUUCAAGAGUGUGUUCCUGAGAGCCUGGAAUUAAAACGGAAGAUAUUUGCAGACAUAGACCUUCACAUCAAUGACACAGCCAUAAUCAGUAGCUCAACAUCCUGCCUUUCACCUACAAAGAUGUUUAAUGGCCUUAAACAUGUCAAGAACUGCAUAGUAGCGCACCCUGUGAAUCCACCUUAUUAUGUUCCCUUGGUUGAACUUGUUCCCCAUCCAGAGACACAACCUGCCACAGUUGAAAGAACCUAUGAUCUGAUGAAAAAAAUUGGCCAGUCACCUGUAAAAUUAUUGAAAGAGACUGAUGGGUUUGUGUUGAAUCGGCUCCAGUAUGCAGUGGUCAGUGAAGCGUGGAGACUUGUACAGGAUGGUGUCAUAUCACCAAGAGAUGUGGACCUCGUGAUGUCUGAAGGGCUUGGGAUGAGAUAUGCUUUCCUUGGUCCUCUGGAAACUGCUCACCUAAAUGCUGAUGGGUUUCAGAGUUAUUGCGAACGCUAUGGAGAAGGCAUAAAACGUGUAUUGACAACAUUCGGACCAGUACCAGAAUUUUCGGGAGAAGUGGCACAAAAAAUUGACGCGGCCCUGUGGGACAAUAAAUCCUCUAAAAACGAUCAGCUUGCAACAAGGAGAGAAUGGAGAAAUUUAUGUCUGAGUCGCCUGGCUAAGCUAAAGAGUGAAAUUAAAUAUAAUAAUUAACAUAUUAUCUACAUGACCUAAAAUUACUGAUUCCUGCUUUAAAUAUCAUUUGGUGCAAAUUCCCUCUUUUAGCAUAAACUUUUCAAUAUCGCUAAAUACAUUGUAUACACAAUUGUUCUGUCAAGACAGAUGCUAUAUGUGGAAUUCAUAAAUAUCUGAAAAAUAAACCAGUUUUAUGAUUGUG
Messenger RNA from Spea bombifrons (plains spadefoot toad), 1253 nucleotides. It is a transcript of the gene CRYL1, whose product is annotated as crystallin lambda 1. Gene Ontology annotation, molecular function: L-gulonate 3-dehydrogenase activity; NAD+ binding. Gene Ontology annotation, biological process: fatty acid metabolic process. The record is from RefSeq and is a predicted model, not a curated record. Lineage: Eukaryota; Metazoa; Chordata; Amphibia; Anura; Pelobatidae. Bases 107 to 1069 code for a protein of 320 amino acids. The transcript is spliced from 8 exons.